UCCUGUCCCGCCGUCGUUGGAACUGACAGACUGAUGCACCAGUGGGAGUUCUGUCCACUUCCACCCUCCCCUCUUCUCUCCUUCUUAACACACAGCAGCGUGUGUCUACUCACUGAGUCGUGACGUUCACACAGUGGGCGGGGUCCCCAGCUCGCAUAAAUACCCCACUCCUGACCGCAGUUGAGACAGAACCGUAAACGGAAACCGCCGGUUUCUUUAUUUUUUUUUACGCACAAUCCAAGCCAUCUGGAAUAAACCAUGAUCAAGAAAAUGUCUCCAACCGAGAGCGACUUUGACAUCCCCGCCAAGAACUGCUACAGGAUGGUGAUUUUGGGCUCCACCAAAGUUGGGAAAACGGCCAUCGUAUCCCGGUUCCUGAACGGCCGGUUCGAGGAGCAGUACACGCCGACCAUCGAGGACUUUCACAGGAAACUGUACAACAUCAAAGGGGACGUUUACCAACUGGACAUACUGGAUACGUCAGGGAAUCACCCUUUCCCCGCGAUGAGGAGACUCUCCAUACUGACAGGUGACGUGUUCAUUCUCGUCUUCAGCUUGGACAACCGCGAGUCGUUCCAGGAGGUGCAGCGGCUCAAGAAGCAGAUCUACGAGACCAAGUCGUGCCUGAAGAACAAGAUCAAGGAGAACAUCGACGUGCCUCUGGUGAUCUGCGGGAACAAGGGCGACCGGGAGUUCCACCGGGAGGUGCAGCAGGAGGAGAUCGAGCAGCUGGUGGCCGGCGACGACAAGUGCGCCUACUUCGAGAUCUCGGCCAAGCGCAACGAGAACGUGGACAAGAUGUUUCAGACGCUGUUUACCCUGGCGAAGCUACCUCACGAGAUGAGCCCCGACCUGCACCGGAAGGUGUCCGUGCAGUACUGCGACAUGCUGCACAGGAAGUCGCUCAAGCACAAGAAGAUGAAGGACAUCGGGGAGGCGUACGGCGUGGUGACUCCGUGCGCGCGGAGGCCGAGCGUCCACAGCGACCUCAUGUACAUUAAGGAAAAGGCCAUCGGAGGCGGCCACGGCAAGGACAAAGAGAGGUGCGUGAUAAGCUAAGGGGGAGAGAGCACGAGGCGCAAACAAACAUACAAAAAAUAUAUUUUUAAAGAAGAAGGAGCCUGGCGCUCGGACGUGGAGCGGAGCUUUGAAGGCGCCGCCGAUGCAGUUGCUGCUGAUGCUGCUGCCUCGCGCGCUCAAACGCAGCACCGUUUCAAAAGGACACUGACCGGACAACCGAGUCUGCUUUUUUUUUUCACAAGAAAAAAAAACCCCACUGCCAACAAGACGUAUGAGAAUGUUAGCUUGUUCUGUCAGUCAGAGCCUAAUCUGUGACGUGGCUUCAUACCUUGUGAGACUCGCGCGCGCCGAUGCGCAAGUUGUUGCUUUGUUGACGUUUUGCCUUUUGGACAGCUGCCAGAGACUCACACGGCUCAGGAGGCGCGAUGUUAGAGGAGAGAAGGCUGUUUACAUUUUACUGUAGGUUUUUAUAAAGGCUAAGUACACUUGAAUGUUUACUCUGAAUCUGGAUUAUUUUUAUUGUUGAAUGUAUUAUUUAUUGUUGGUGUUAAUUUGUUUUUCUUUUUUGCAAUGAAGU
This is a messenger RNA of Poecilia latipinna (sailfin molly), 1597 nucleotides long. It is a transcript of the gene rasd1, whose product is annotated as RAS, dexamethasone-induced 1. The record is from RefSeq and is a predicted model, not a curated record. The transcript is spliced from 2 exons. NCBI's taxonomy places the organism in Eukaryota, Metazoa, Chordata, Actinopteri, Cyprinodontiformes, Poeciliidae. Gene Ontology annotation, biological process: signal transduction. Bases 259 to 1059 code for a protein of 266 amino acids. Gene Ontology annotation, molecular function: GTPase activity; GTP binding; G-protein beta-subunit binding.